Molecule: messenger RNA, 1264 nt
Organism: Ochlerotatus camptorhynchus
Lineage: Eukaryota; Metazoa; Arthropoda; Insecta; Diptera; Culicidae
Product: signal sequence receptor subunit 1 l(1)G0320
Exons: 3
Coding region: 114-983 (289 amino acids)
Cellular component (GO): endoplasmic reticulum membrane; endoplasmic reticulum
Source: RefSeq, a predicted model, not a curated record
UUUGGUCUCGUUGAGCAGCAUCGUCGUCGCGCUGCAGUUGAAGUCUGAGAAUUUAUAAGUGAUAAAUUCUUGUCUAAUUUAGUGUGUUUUACGAGCGGAAAGUGUUUUCUAGAAUGAAGAAGCUGUUGAUCUUUACUUUGCUGGUACUUCCAGCGGUUCUCCUCACGGUGGACGGUGGUUCCCGGUUGAUGGCCUAUGCCACUGAGGAUGAAUUGGAUGAGGAACUAGAUGUUGAGGUGGAAUCGGAUGACGCGUCCGUGAUACAUACCGAUGAACCAGAAGCAGAAGAUGAGCCGGAAACAACAAAAUCCCCCGACGCCGAUACGUUCCUCCUGUUUACUCGUCCUCUGCACUCAUCUGGAUCGCAACUUGAACUGCCUGCUGGAUACCCAGUGGAAUUCCUGGUCGGAUUUACCAACAAGGGAAGCGAUGAUUUCAUCGUUGAAACCGUCGAAGCUUCCUUCCGUUAUCCAAUGGACUUCAACUACUUUAUCCAGAACUUCUCGGCCAUCGCCUACAACCGUGAAAUCAAGCCAGGUCACGAAGCUACCGUUUCGUACUCGUUCCUGCCAUCAGAAUCGUUCGCUGGACGUCCAUUUGGAUUGAACAUCGCUCUGAACUACCGCGAUGCCAGUGGAAACCAGUUCACCGAAGCCGUUUACAACGAAACCGUGUCCAUCACCGAGGUCGAUGAGGGACUGGACGGAGAAACGUUCUUCUUGUAUGUAUUCUUGGCGGCCGUUGUCGUUCUGCUGCUGGUAUUGGGUCAGCAGUUCCUGGGAUCGUACGGCAAGCGCAAGCGUUCGCCAGCUGUCCGAAAGACUGUCGAGACCGGAACCACCAGCACCAAGGACGUAGACUAUGAGUGGAUCCCAGCUGAGACGCUCAAGAAAAUCCAAAACUCUCCCAAGGGUGGUAAGGUAUCGCCCAAGCAAAGCCCACGGCAGCGAAAGGCGAAGCGAGCCGCCGGUUCGGACGAGUAGAUCGCAUUUAAGUAGCUUAGUAACAACGACAACAUCAACAACAACACAACAGAAGCUUGCGCGGCCGCCCCAGGGAGAUAUGCCCAGCUCCUGUAUCAAUGUUGGGAGAUUAUAGCUUGGCAUGUCAACGAUGCCAAGCGAAACCUCAAAUAGCGCGCAAAAAGCGAAAAUCCUUUCAGUUCGAUGAAACAAAUCGUAGGAGUACUUUUAAGUUUUGCAAUCAUUGAUUCUGUUUUCAAGCAUCGCAUCCAUUCGAGAGAUAUAACAAGUUUACUAUUUAA